Megachile rotundata (alfalfa leafcutting bee) is the source of this 411-nucleotide messenger RNA. Its product is annotated as cap-specific mRNA (nucleoside-2'-O-)-methyltransferase 1-like. NCBI's taxonomy places the organism in Eukaryota, Metazoa, Arthropoda, Insecta, Hymenoptera, Megachilidae. The record is from RefSeq and is a predicted model, not a curated record.
GAAACAAUCCGCAAUGCAUUCUUUUUAAAUCGUUCUGCUGUUAAAAUGGCAAAUAUGGAUAAAGCAUGUAACUUUAUGUUUACCAAACCUGCAGGUUUGAAGAACAAUGAGUUGCUAUAUUUUGCAGAUGUAUGUGCUGGCCCAGGUGGUUUCAGUGAAUACGUUCUGUGGAGAAAGAAAUGGCAUGCAAAAGGAUUUGGUCUUACUUUAAAAAAUAUAGAUGACUUUGAAUUAAAUAAAUUUCAAGCUGGUCCUUGCGAAACAUUUCAUCCAUAUUAUGGACCAAAAGGUGAUGGUGAUAUUUUUGAUCCCAGUAAUCAAAAAGCUUUCAGAAAUCUUAUAAUGACUCAUACCCAUGGUAAGGGAGUACAUUUCAUGAUGUCUGAUGGUGCAUUUGAAAUUGAAGAGGGU